Molecule: messenger RNA, 2967 nt
Organism: Pyrus x bretschneideri (Chinese white pear)
Lineage: Eukaryota; Viridiplantae; Streptophyta; Magnoliopsida; Rosales; Rosaceae
Product: FT-interacting protein 1-like
Exons: 2
Coding region: 305-2692 (795 amino acids)
Source: RefSeq, a predicted model, not a curated record
CAAACUGGUAGUGGAGGUGGCAGAUGCCCUAAAAGUUUGAAGACAAGAAAAUGCAGGAUUCUGACUUGCUUGUAGAAGAUGACUCUUAAUACCACAGAAGCAGUAUCCAAGAGUACUGUACCUUAAGCAUCUGUAAAGCCGGGAACAGCUCAAAUUCGCAGUCGUGAAUUUACUCUAAGACGAGAAUCAUUGGCUAGAACAUACAAAUCUAACAGAGAAGGUGAGGAUUAUCAAAAGAGAAACCCUUGGGAUUCAAGGUUUUCUUGUGUGCUAAGGUACUAGAGAAGCAUACAAAGUUGCACCAAUGAAGUCACAAGCAGCACCUAACCAAGAGGACUACAAGUUGAAGGACACGAAGCCCCAGCUCGGGGAACGAUGGCCACAUGGAGGACUUCGAGGUGGAGGAGGGUGGAUAAGCAGCGAUAGAGCUACAAGCACUUACGAUCUUGUUGAGCAGAUGUUUUAUCUAUAUGUAAGAGUUGCGAAAGCCAAAGAUCUUCCGACAAACCCCGCGACGGGAAGCUGUGAUCCAUAUGUACAAGUGAAGCUGGGAAAUUACAAGGGCAAAACAAAGCACUUUGAGAAGAAGACAAACCCUGAAUGGAAGGAAGUUUUUGCAUUUGCAAAAGAGAAGAUUCAGUCUUCGGUACUCGAAGUUUAUGUCAAGGAUAAAGGGGUGGUGGCAAGAGAUGACUACAUUGGGAAGGUGGUGUUUGACAUGCAUGAGGUGCCGACUAGAGUUCCACCAGAUAGCCCUUUGGCACCUCAAUGGUACAGAUUAGAAGACCGGCGACGAGAUACUAAGGUUAGAGGAGAGGUGAUGCUUGCAGUUUGGAUGGGUACACAGGCUGAUGAAGCUUUCCCAGAAGCCUGGCACUCAGACGCUGCUUCAGUUCACGGAGAGGGAGUUUUCAGCAUUCGCUCCAAGGUUUAUGUCUCGCCGAAGCUGUGGUACCUCAGAGUUAAUGUAAUCGAAGCUCAGGAUGUGGAGCCACAUGAUAGAAGCCAACCACCACAAGCUUUCGUCAAGGCUCAUGUCGGAAAUCAAACACUUAAAACAAAGGUAUCUCCAACCAGGACGGCGAAUCCCAUGUGGAACGAAGACUUGGUCUUCGUAGCAGCUGAGCCUUUUGAAGAACAGCUUGUGCUUACAGUUGAAAAUAAAGUGAGUGCUGCAAAAGAUGAACACGUGGGAAAAAUACACCUGCCGCUGACAAUCUUUGAGAGGCGGUUGGAUCACAGGCCAGUACAUUCACGUUGGUUCAACCUUGAAAAAUUUGGUUUUGGUGCUUUGGAGGGAGACAAAAGGCACGACCACAAGUUUUCGACCAGAGUCCAUCUCAGAGUCUGUCUUGAGGGUGCUUAUCAUGUACUAGAUGAAUCAACCUUGUACAUAAGCGACGUGAGGCCUACUGCCAGGCAGCUAUGGAAGCAUCCAAUUGGGAUUCUUGAAGUAGGGAUCUUAAGCGCGCAAGGACUUCUUCCAAUGAAGAACAAGGAUGACAAAGCAACAACAGAUGCCUACUGCGUAGCCAAGUACGGGCAGAAAUGGGUGAGGACCAGAACAAUCAUCGAAAGCGACAGUCCCAAGUGGAAUGAACAAUAUACAUGGGAGGUCUACGACCCUUGCACGGUGAUCACACUGGGAGUUUUCGACAACUGCCACCUCGGUGGAAAUGAGAAACCAAUUUCUGGCAGUGGAGCUAAAAAUGACUCGAGAAUUGGCAAGGUGAGAAUUCGGCUAUCAACCCUAGAAAUGGAUCGGAUUUAUACAAACUCUUAUCCGCUUCUAGUCCUACAACCAUCCGGAUUGAAAAAAAUGGGGGAGCUCCAAUUAGCAGUAAGAUUUACGUGCCUUUCACUAGCUAAUAUAAUUUACCUCUACGGCCACCCCUUGCUGCCAAAAAUGCAUUAUCUGCAUCCGUUCACUGUAAAUCAGUUGGAUAGUUUGAGAUAUCAGGCAAUGAACAUUGUAGCCGUGAGACUUGGCAGAGCUGAACCACCACUAAGGAAAGAGGUUGUCGAGUACAUGCUAGAUGUAGACUCCCACAUGUGGAGCAUGAGAAGAAGUAAGGCUAACUUUUUUAGAAUUGUCUCUCUAUUCUCCGGCCUCAUCUCCAUGAGCAGGUGGCUUGGUGAAGUUCGUCAUUGGAAAAACCCGAUCACUACUGUUUUAGUCCAUUUCCUGUUUUUCCUACUGAUCUGCUACCCUGAAUUGAUUCUGUCAACUAUCUUUCUCUACAUGUUUCUCAUCGGAUUAUGGAACUUUCGCUUCCGUCCAAGGCAUCCGCCUCACAUGGACACUAAACUUUCAUGGGCAGAGGCAGUUCACCCGGAUGAAAUGGAUGAAGAGUUUGACACCUUCCCUACGUCUAAGGCUCAAGAUGUCGUGAGGAUGAGGUAUGACAGACUACGAAGUGUGGCGGGAAGAAUUCAGACAGUGGUUGGAGACAUUGCAACUCAGGGGGAGAGAUUUCAGGCGGUCCUUAGCUGGAGAGACCCAAGAGCAAGCAGCCUGUUUGUAUUUUUGUGUCUAAUUGCCGCUGUGGUGCUCUACGUGACACCAUUCAAGAUGAUUGCUCUGGCUGCCGGCAUUGUUUGGCUAAGGCAUCCUAGAUUCCGAAGCAAGCUACCUUCGAUUCCAAGCAAUUUCUUCAGAAGAUUGCCAUCUCGCGCGGAUAGCAUGCUCUGAAAUCACGAGGAGGUAGAGGAGGAAAUACUAUCUAACUAACAUGGAUCUUCUAGUAUUUGCAAAUUGAUGGUUGUUCUGUUGAAAAUGAAGUUUCUUGGAAGCAAGGCAAUAAAUUUUUAUCCUGCACUGUUGUAUUGCGGGUUUAUGAAUAAUAUGAACACGCAAAUAGCGUAGUAAAUUUGGUUGUGUUUGAGAACUUAUGUACAUUUAUUCGGUUGAAUCCCAUCUCAAUCUAUCCUCGAGUCAAAGAAUUGAUGAGAAACAGGUGAGGAAUU